Messenger RNA from Alosa sapidissima (American shad), 1549 nucleotides. Its product is annotated as ras-related protein Rab-19-like. Gene Ontology annotation, cellular component: trans-Golgi network. Gene Ontology annotation, molecular function: GTP binding; GTPase activity. The transcript has 5 exons. Lineage: Eukaryota; Metazoa; Chordata; Actinopteri; Clupeiformes; Clupeidae. The record is from RefSeq and is a predicted model, not a curated record. The coding region runs from base 494 to 1156 and encodes 220 amino acids.
GAGAGAGAGAGAGAUGAUUGUGUGAGAGCAAACUGCAUGGGCAGGAAGCAGGAGGACGUGACAAGAGCAGAGUUGCCGCAGAAAGACAGGAAGUGAGAUGAGAGACUGAGCUCUAAAUCAAACCCUAACUCCAGCCACCACUGCUGUUCCUCAGACACAGGAGAGAAAGGAAACAGAUCGACAGAGCUGAAGAGAGAAGGAGAGAGAGAGAGAGAGAAGGAGAGAGGGAGAGAGAGAGAGGAAGAGAGAGUACAUGCCAACCUUGAUGGGGAUGUGAGACCAGGAAACGCUGUGGUUGUUCUACCUGCUGUGGCUGUUCUGGCAGUUUAUGCCAGACCCUGACGGAGUAGCUGAGUUGACCCUGACGGAGAAGCUGUUGUGACGGAGUGGAGGCAGGUGCAGGAUCUUCAGCAGAGGCCCAGCUUGGACAGAAGGACGAGAACACACAGUCGGACAAGAACACACAGUCGGACAUUCAUCCAGUGGCGUGACCAUGCAGCAGACAGGUCCUGAGCAGGACGAUGCCUUUGACUUCCUGUUCAAGAUCAUCCUGAUUGGCGACUCCAACGUGGGGAAGACCUGCGUGGUGCAGAGCUUCAAGUCCGGCCUCUUCUCAGAGCGCCAGCAGAACACCAUCGGGGUGGACUUCACCGUCAGGACACUCACUAUCCAGGGCAAGAAGGUCAAGAUGCAGGUGUGGGACACGGCAGGGCAGGAGCGAUUCCGCACCAUCACUCAGAGUUACUACCGCAGUGCCCACGCCGCACUCAUCGCCUACGAUGUCACACGCCACGCCACAUUCCACUCUGUCACACACUGGGUGCGCGAAGUUCAGACGUUUGGAGCCACCAACGUGCUGCUGACCCUCAUAGGUAAUAAGUGUGACCUGGAAGAGCAGCGGCAGGUGUCUUUUGAGGAGGCGUGCUCUCUGGCUGAGGAUUAUGGGAUGUUGGCGGCGUUUGAGACCUCGGCGAAGGAGGCGCGGAACAUCGAGGAGGUGUUCGUGCUGAUGGCCGAGGAGCUGCUCGCGCGCAACGGAAUGCCCCUGGACGCGUCCAGUCACCACGGCAACACACAGCACACACUCAUGCGGAACAACAGCCGAGCCAUCAUCAGCCCCACAGACGAGAAGCCCCACCCCAAAACCUGCUGCUAAGCCACACCCACACCAGUGGACCAUGACGGACAGAUCUCCUGACCAUACGUGUUCAUCCACACUACAGCCACUGCGGUUCUAGACUCAUGACAGGAACGUUCAGUACAGAUGUUCUAAAGGAGGCUGACUGGUCUAGAACUGAGAACAUGAAACUGUGAAUGUGUCGGUUCUGCACCGAGGGUACACGCAUAUACACACACACACACGUCCCUCUACUCAGCUGUGUGUGAGUGUGUUUGGAAAGGGACAUGUGUGUGUGUGUGAGUGAGUGUGUUUGCCAUGGCAUGAGGGGUGAUGGUUGAGCGUGUGGGAGUGUGUAAGUGUGUGUGUGAAUGUGUGGGAGUGUGUAAGUGUGUGUGUGAAUGUGUGGGAGUGUGUAAGUGUGUGUGUGUG